Centropristis striata (black sea bass) is the source of this 4603-nucleotide messenger RNA. RefSeq names its product WD repeat domain 6 (gene wdr6). The transcript has 7 exons. Gene Ontology annotation, cellular component: cytoplasm. The coding region runs from base 309 to 4427 and encodes 1372 amino acids. Gene Ontology annotation, molecular function: protein binding. Gene Ontology annotation, biological process: tRNA methylation. NCBI's taxonomy places the organism in Eukaryota, Metazoa, Chordata, Actinopteri, Perciformes, Serranidae. The record is from RefSeq and is a predicted model, not a curated record.
ACCGUCGUUUUCCAGAAACACUUAAAGGCAGCAUGGCUUAAAAGCAGUCGUUCACAUGUGUCACUGCCUCCAAUAGAAAUGCAGCUAACUUUUUCUAAACCAAUCAGCGUUAAGGAAGCCAUCAGUGUAGCCUGAUUGGUUUAAACGUGGCACGCUCGGAAGCCAGAACAGAAACACAUGGGAACCAGAUGGCUAGAUGCAAAUAAAGAUGUUUUAAUGCUGAUUUGAAACACAUUUAUGUGGCAUUUGAGGCUGUUUGUGCCAUUGAUAAUGUGGUGUCUCUAAUGGAGGUUAUUAAUCAUUAAGAGAUGGAGACAGCAGCUCUGGUAGCUCCAGUCACAGCGCUGGAGUUCCUUCAAGAUGCAUUUUUACUGACAGGUGAGGGUCCAGUCCUGACAGUGUACACUCUCCAACCUAGCCCGAAAGCCUGCGCCUCCCUGAGUGUGCUCCAACACUACAGAAUCCACGGGAUAAGACCUAGAAGUCUGCCGGCUGUCCCAACACAGAGCUCUGCCUUGGGAACAUAUGAGAAAAUCAAAGAUGAACUGCGCUCCACAUUGCAGCCCAACUCCUAUGACCUAGCAGUGUUUGGAGGCAAGGCUGUGAGGCUGGUGAGGCUCCAUGUGGAUCGUCGGGAUGUGGAGCAUCUGCACUUGGAGAUUAUGGGUCCCUUCAUGGAGCUCCAAGACUGGGCCCUGGAUGUCCGCUGGCUAUCUGGAGAAAAACACUCACUGCUCUGUGUGGCUGUAGCUCACAAUAGUGCCCUUCUGCUGGACAUAAGUACAGGAAAGGCCCUGGUUCAGUGCUCCUGUCUGGAGGGGUGUCUGCUGUACACUGCCCUCCUUCUUGUACAUGAAUCCUGGGCAGAUACCGUCUUAGUAGGAGGGACUGUUUUCAACCAAGUGGUUCUCUGGAAGCCUGGAAGAGAAGAAGACAAAAGUAGCAAUUCUGAACACAAAGCUCCAGUUGAGAGACGUCUUCUCGGCCACAGCGGGGUCAUCUUCAACAUCUCUUACCUGCAGGAGAAAGGAUGGCUGGCUUCAGCCUCUGAUGACCGCAGUGUAAGGGUUUGGGGUGUUGGUGAUUUAGGCGGCCCUGGGGGAAAAUGUGGGAACUUGAACCCGGCUUGUUUAAGGGUCCUUUAUGGACACCAGGCAAGAGUGUUCUCUGUGUGUCUCUCCCCAGGUAAAGUGUUCAGUGCUGGUGAAGACGGGGCCUGUUUAGUCUGGGACUGGGCCGAUGGUGGAAAGGUGGUUCGGACAUUAAAGGGACACCGAGCAGGGGGGGUUCGUGUGCUGGCAGUCAGUGAGAGCACAGGAGCCGAAGAGAGAUGGGUGGCUACAGGUGGGGCAGAUGGAGGGGUGAGGUUGUGGAGGGUGGAAGGGGGUGAGGAGGCAAAGGAGAGAAUGGAGGAAGCAGGGACAGAGAAGAUAACUGACUUGAAGUUUCCUGGUCAGGGCUUGCCUAAAGUGGUUUGUUCAGCAGGGACAGAGGAUAAAAAUGAAAGCUGGAGUCAGAGUAAGUUUGUGGUUUGCACUGAGCAAGGUAUCAUUUACCAAUACAGUGAUGGGCAGUGGUACGUGGUAUGGAAAGGGACUCCUGAGUUUCAGUCUUAUUGUGUGAUGGAAACAAUCAGCGUGAAGCACUCAACACCAAAAGUUAACCUAUGUGCUGUGGGAAACCUCAGCGGGUCCAUACAAGUCUUCCCCAUUUCUCAUCCUCAGUGUGGGACUCUUCUCACAGGUGGAUCAGGGAAGAUCCAUAGUCUUAUUUGGCAAGAGGCAAAAGAAGGCGUGUAUUUGUUAGCAUCAGGCGCUGAAGGACUUGUCUAUCGCUGGUGUAUCAAGGUUGAGUCAGAUGUUAACUCCUCUUUGGCUCUAAAUGUAAAUCUCCUUCCUCCUUUCCUUCUUCCCGCCUGUGCCAAACGCUGGCUGACUGCUGCCGUGCAACUCAUCUACACAUCACAGAGGUUGCUGUGGGUGUGUGGGGACAGGAGAGGCUCUCUGCUUUUGUUUCAGGAUAGGGAUGACAAGAGGAUGGAUGAAGGAAGAAAAGAAGUGGGUGACCUAACGCUGCACCCACUGAGCUGCUUGUUCGGGGUGCAUGGAAAACAGGGUGUAACUUCAGUGUAUGAAUACCAAGGACUGCUCUAUAGCACAGGCAAGGACGGCUGCGUGAGAAUAUUCACAGUGCAUCCAACACCACCAGAAAAACUUGAAGAAAGGGGUGUAGAGAACAAAGGAGGGCUUCAGCUGGAGGUUCUCAGAGUCCAGCGGGCCUGUAAGGGCAUGGAGUGGCUGGAGAGGGUUUUUAUUCUUGAACCUGACAUUCGGGCAGAAGAGGAAAAGGAGGAGGAGGAAGAGCUUGGAGAAAUAUGUGAAAACCACUACAAGACACAGAAUCUAAAUUUGACCAAAAAGCUUGAGGCUGCAGAGGAGGGGAGCUUGAGAGGAGAAGAAGAACAGACAGAGAACAAGGGGAGAGAAGCCAGGUUCGCCAUCAUUGGCUUUCAUGCGGUACACUUUGUGGUUUGGGACCCGGUGAGGCAGGAGAGGCUGUUAGCGGUGCCUUGUGGUGGGGGGCACCGCUCUUGGAGUCUCUGGCCGUCCAACAAAGGGGUUUGGCCCGGAUACGGAGCUCUCGUCUUCAUCAAGCAGGGGGCAGUCCUGGCUUCCCACCCCCCUGGAGAGGCAAUGAGCUGGGGUGGAAAGGCAGGAAGGAGCGGAGGAUGGGCCCUGAGAGAGGGCGUCCAUGGGAGGGGGAUAGGGUGCAUUUGCAGGCUGGGGACGAUAAGGGGAAUCGGGAAUGAGAUUCAAACAAACAGUGCUUCAGAAGAUGAUGUAAAUGAGGUGGUGAGAGAGGGAGGGCAUUGGGAGAUAGUGGUAACAGGAGGAGAGGACACCAGCUUAACCGUCCUGGCCAUACAGCCCAGCUCUGGCAGCAUCAAAGUUCUCUCAGUUAUUACCGACCACAUCUCGAGCGUGAGGACAAUGACAGCCUUGACGCACCCACAGGGAGGGAGUAAAAACCAGUCCCUCUCCGCCCUGCUGGUGUCUGCUGGCGGGCGCGCUCAGAUGCAGUGUUACCGGCUGUUGAUCGGCUGGGACAGGCAGAGACUGCUUCCCUCCUGUCAGGUGAUCCAGGUGGCCAGUCACCGAUUGGACCAACAGUGGGAGAGAAGGCGGAACCGACACAAGACGGUGAAAACAGACCCAGAAACGAGGUACAUGUCUGUCGUGGUGGUGGAUGAGAGGACGGACUGUAGUUUUCUGGCUCUGGCCUGCAGUGACGGAGCUCUCAGAUUGUUCUCAAUGAGUGAAGCUAAACGUCAAAUAGAUCUGCUGUGGGAGACGUUUCACCACCAGCGCUGUGUGCUCAGCGUUGCCGCCUGCACCCUAGAUGAUGAAAAAGGCAACAGGUAUAAGCUGCUGUUCAGUGCUGCAACAGAUGGAAAAAUUUCAGUGUGGGAUUUGACCGAUGCUUCCUCCUUAUCAACCGGUUCUUUGAGUAGUGCUCCAACUCCACCAAUCCCUUGCCUCGACAUUCACGCCCACCAGAGUGGCGUCAACUCAUUGGCUGUUUGGGCAGAGAAACAGGGACAACAAGAGGGCGGUUGCCUGGUAACUGUUGCCAGCGGAGGGGAUGAUGGGCAGCUGACAGUGUCCGUGAUCAGGGUGCAGUACCCAGAGGAGGGAAAGACUGGUGGCAGCAGAGUGUUUCCUCAGACUUCUGAGCCUCUGAUCUCUCAGCAGCUCCAACCUCUAAACCAGCUUUGUCUUCAUCUGCACUCCCAGUCUCACAUCCCGCUGGCUCACGCAGCGCCUCUGACCGCCCUGAAGCUCCUGAGCCCAGGCCUCGUGGUCUCCACUUCUUCAGAUCAGAGGGUUUGUCUCUGGAGGGUCCGCAGUUCCGGUAUCAGCCACAUCGGGGCGCUGUGCUCCCACGUUGCAGAUGCUGCAGGACUCGCGGUGUGGGAAGGGCAGGUGAAAGAGGAGGAGGGAAAUAAAAAGAGGAAAAUAAGGUCUGAGUCUGAGCAGGAGAUUGCAGUUUUGAGAGGGAGUCAGACAGGAUUAAAAACAAUGUGUAAGACAGUAGCACAGUUUGAUAAGGAAACAGCUGAUGAGGCUGAGCAUGGAGUCACAAGCAAGAUCGGUGACCCAGUUUGUCAAAGCAGUGAUGAGAGGGGAGGUGAGACAGCUGGUGAAUGUAGAAGUCAAACAAAGACUGACAGCGUGGGUGAGACAGCGAGCGAGGCAACCACUGAGGCAGGUUUCAAGGCUUCCUGUGAGAGCAAGAACAAGAGAGGAAAGACUGGAUGGGUGCUGGUCUGCGGUCAGGGCUUCCAGCUACUACAAGUCCAAAAUACAGAUGGAUGCCCAGAUGUGGAACACAAGGAGAGACAAGGAGAAAGUGGAUCAUGGAAUUAAAGUGGCUUUACAAAAAAAGACAAUAUAAGUGGAAAUAAAAGCAGUGGUCCAAACAAUCUCUUCCCUAAUGGACACAUUUUAUAAAAUAUUUAUAAAUUAUCUGUGAAAUUACUUCAAAUGGAUUAUGCUUUGGAGAUUUUUAAAUUACAUUUUUAAUAAAGUUUAUUUAUCCUCUA